Messenger RNA from Cygnus olor (mute swan), 1658 nucleotides. It is a transcript of the gene PRR11, whose product is annotated as proline rich 11. The record is from RefSeq and is a predicted model, not a curated record. The transcript has 10 exons. NCBI's taxonomy places the organism in Eukaryota, Metazoa, Chordata, Aves, Anseriformes, Anatidae. Gene Ontology annotation, cellular component: cytoplasm; nucleus. Bases 160 to 1230 code for a protein of 356 amino acids.
AGGCGGCGGCGGGGAGAUGCCCGCCCCUCGCGCCGCGGGCCGCGGAGAGACGGAGGUUGCCAUUGGGCAGCUGUCAGUCGGAGCUCGCCUCCCAUUGGUUGGGCGCUGAGGGAGGGCCGCCGCCAUUGGGCGGGAGGGGAUGUAAACCCUCGCGGAGGAAUGGCCAAGUACAAACGUCGACGGAAAGCCAGAGCCAGAGCGAAAUGUCGCCUGACGGGGAAAGGAGGUGCUGCCAAACCCCCCGGCUCGGGCUGUGCCGCGCCGCAGUCAGCAGGUGAUCUUCCACUGGACCCAUCCUCUGUCCCAAGCCAUCCAUCCUCACGCUGGUCAAUAGCCUUGCCCAGUGUAAAAAACAUGGUAAAACCUCUUACAACAACGGUGUCAUUUCUGUAUUGCUGGUGCCAGAACACUGUUGCACAGAGUUUUAAGGUGGUUAAAGAAACAAUAUUUCCAUCACAAAUCUACUUAAGGGAGCUAAACACAUUCAGAGAGCAGCUGGAAAACUUGGAAACUGAAUUUUCCAGACUACAGGGAAUGCUCCAGACGAAUGGAGUUGUGACUUCAUCUUCAGAAAAUUCUAUUUGUCAAAAGUGCAAUAAAACAAUGCUGGGUGCUCCUGUACAAACGCAGACGGGCCCGCUGUCAUCCAUGUGCACGCCUCCUGCAGUACAGCUGCAGCCUGUGUCUGCACCCCCUCCACCUCCUCCUCCUCCACCACCACCACUGCCUCCACCAAAACUGCCUCCAGCACCUCUCCUCCUCAAACGGGGCAACGGCUCUAAAGCACUUCUGGAGCCAACACAAAAAAAGGAUGUGCCAAUGCAGAUCACUCUCAAAGAUCUCCUGAAUGUAAAACUUAAGAAGACGGAGAGCAACCUGAGAACGGACAAGGCAGGAUCACCAGUGAAGACACGCAGGGCGUUAAUUACAGUCUCAGAUUUACAAAGUAUUAGUCUGAGAUCUAAAUCCAAGCCAUCAGCUCACAUUACAAACUCCUUAACUAGUACCCCACCUAAAAAUCAGUUAGAUCUUCGAAAACAUCUUAAGAAGGUCAAUAUACAAAGAAGUCCGGGUGGCACUCCACUAAACAAUAAAGAAAACAUUGAGUGUGGGACCGGGUUGACACCAAUAAUGACACAGGCACUACGGCGCAAAUUUCAGAUGGCUCAUCCAAAAAGUCCUUCACCAGCCCGGUUGAGUGCUGCAAGCAGCUUUGAUGAACAGAAGUAGGUUUAUGGAAUAAUGUAUUUUUCGUUUGUGGUCAGGAAGCCACUUGAAUCCAAUUUUUAUGUUAUGCAGACAAUGAAUCUGUAAGUAAAUGCAGUACAUUUGAGAAGGGGGCAUUUUGAAAACACUCUAUCGGAAAUCUGCCUUUUUCAAAGGCAACAUAUUUCCAGUGUGUCUCAGACUGGUUCCAUCUUCUCUGAUAUUGGAAAAAAAAAGAGUGAAAUUUCCUGAGAGUUUUGAGACCUGGCUGCUACUGAAGCAGGGACUGUAACGUUCCUGGCAUUGAUUCUGCUUGUAAUAUAAAUGUGUGCUUGUUUAUUGAAAUUCAAUAUUGCUUUUACAUUUUUUUGUAACAAGGAUCUUGAUGGCAAUUAUGUAAAUUCAAAGAAAAGCAAUUAAGCAGUGUUAUUAAAGUGAGAGCCUACAACUUC